AUGCUUCCUUCGGGUGGCAUAGCAGCUAGGCACCGAAAAGGUGUUACAGCUGAACGAUUUUUGUUUUUAUUUUGCAUGUUAGUAGAGUGCGGAUUUCCGGUAAUGCGCCGCAAACAUGCCGACGAUGCAGUUCUUGCUGUGACACACUUUCGCCGUUUAGCUUCCAUGCAACCCGAAGAGGGCUCGAGGGCUGAGAUAAUGCCAGAGUGCCCAAGCCAGACAGGACUGGUUGAGAGGUUGCGGUUGGGUUCGAACCACCAACCUUUAGAUUGA
Opisthorchis viverrini is the source of this 273-nucleotide messenger RNA. RefSeq lists its product as hypothetical. The coding region runs from base 1 to 273 and encodes 90 amino acids. The record is from RefSeq and is a predicted model, not a curated record. The transcript is spliced from 2 exons. Lineage: Eukaryota; Metazoa; Platyhelminthes; Trematoda; Opisthorchiida; Opisthorchiidae.